AUGGUGCAAGGCACUCUAGGCUAUUUAGACCCAGAAUACUAUACCACAGGGCUUCUGAACGAGAAGAGCGAUGUGUAUAGCUUUGGGGUAGUCCUCAUGGAACUGCUCUCAGGUCAAAAGGCAUUGUGCUUUGAACGGCCACAGGCUUCAAAACAUUUGGUGAGUUACUUUGUUUCUGCCACGGAAGAGAAUAGGUUGCAUGAGAUUAUUGACGACCAAGUGUUGAACGAGGAUAAUCUGAAGGAGAUCCAGGAAGCUGCAAGAAUUGCUGCAGAGUGUACAAGGCUAAUGGGAAAAGAAAGGCCAAGGAUGAAAGAAGUAGCUGUAGAGCUAGAAACUUUGAGCGUCAAAACAACCAAACAUAAUUGGUCGGAUCAGUAUCGAGAGGAGAAUUUACACUUGCUUGGUAGCAACAUCGUGUCUUCCCAAGGCGAUACCAAUAGCCGUGGUUAUGACAGCGUCAAGAAUGUAGCAUUGCUUGACAUUGAAGCUGGCCGCUGA
Messenger RNA from Arabidopsis thaliana (thale cress), 501 nucleotides. Its product is annotated as Protein kinase superfamily protein. The transcript has a single exon. Gene Ontology annotation, biological process: cell surface receptor signaling pathway. Bases 1 to 501 code for a protein of 166 amino acids. Gene Ontology annotation, molecular function: ATP binding; protein kinase activity. Lineage: Eukaryota; Viridiplantae; Streptophyta; Magnoliopsida; Brassicales; Brassicaceae. The record is from RefSeq and is marked reviewed.